CAGGUUCCGCACAGGCCUGUGGAAGCGACCGGAGAAGGAGGGCUAAGAUGGCGGAAGCGGCGGAGUCUCCAGGAGAUCGGGGGACACCGUCGCCCAGGCCCCUGCAGUGUGUUGGUGCUCUUUGAGUUUCACCUGCAGAGUAUGCUGUCAAACUUGGAUUUUUGCCAAUAAUAGUUUGCAGGCCUUUCAGAUAUAUCCAUCUCACAAGACAUCCCUGUGGAAGGAGAAAUCACUAUUCCCAUGAGAUCUCGCAUUCGGGAAUUUGACAGCUCUACUUUAAAUGAAUCUGUUCAGAAUACCAUCAUGCGUGAUCUAAAAGCUGUUGGGAAAAAAUUCAUGCAUGUUUUGUAUCCAAGGAAAAGCAAUACACUUCUGAGAGACUGGGAUUUAUGGGGCCCUUUGAUUCUUUGUGUGACCCUUGCAUUAAUGCUUGAGAGAGGCUCUGUAGAUAGCGAAAAAGAUGAAGGGCCCCAGUUCGCAGAAGUGUUUGUCAUUGUCUGGUUUGGUGCAGUUACCAUCACCCUCAACUCAAAACUUCUUGGAGGAAACAUAUCUUUUUUUCAGAGCCUCUGUGUGCUGGGUUACUGUAUAUUUCCCUUGACAGUGGCAAUGCUGGUCUGCCGAUUGGUACUUUUGGCCGAGCCAGGACCAAUAAACUUCAUGGUCCGGCUUUUUGUGGUGAUUGUGAUGUUUACCUGGUCUAUAGUAGCCUCUACAGCUUUUCUUGCUGAUAGUCAACCUCCAAACCGCAAAGCCCUUGCUGUUUAUCCUGUUUUCUUGUUCUAUUUUGUCAUCAGUUGGAUGAUUCUCACCUUCACUCCUCAGUAAAUCAGAAAUGGAAAUGGAAAUUAAAGGCAGUGAAUUGAAUGUUCAUCUAAAACAUGCAAUUCACCAUGGAGGUUUGCCUCUAGCCCUCUUUUGUCUAAUUUUGGAGGUAUUUGGCAACUGGGAAUGUGAGGGAGAUUAAGAGGGAGCCAUAAAAAAUCAUUGUCAUUUAUGUAAAGAACUGCUGUUUGAAAGGCCAUCCUUUUCCUCUUAAUGUUAUUUCUUUAAAAUACAUAUGAGUAGUACAGGCAGUUUAAUGCCUCCUUAUUAAGGCAUGACAGGGUCACUGUGGUCCAUUUGAGUGACAAGUGACUCAGGAAACACAUGGAUUCAUCCUGCAAGUUGAAUCAAGUUGUUAACUGUAUUUUCAGUUUUGAGAAUACCAGUUCAGGUGAAGAUCUUGAACACAUUGCCUUAUGACUAUUAGAAUAUGCCUCUCUUUUCAUAAAUACGAAUGGAUAGUCUGUAUCCAUUUUCUUUUUUCUCUCUUCAGCUUAAAAAGGCAAUGACAGAUUGGGAGGGGGAUUCAUAGAUGUAGGAGAAGAAAGCAUUCAUUAACCAAUAUUCAUAUUUUAAUCAUAGAAAAUGUUGCACUUGUUGCUUAAAAAAAGAAAGGACAUCUAAGGAAUCAACUUCUUUAGUUUUUCUGUAUAGUCACCUUUCUGCCAUGCUUAACGUCACCUCUGUAAUACUCUUGUUUUGUUUUGUUUUUCUUUUAUUGAAGUAUAGUUGAUAUAUAUUAUAUUAGUUUCAGGUAUACAAUGUAGUAAUUCUACAGUUAUCUACAUUAUUAAAUGCUCACCCCAGUAUGUGUUAUUACUGUCAACAAGCAAAGGUAUUAUAAUAUUACUGACUGUAUUCCCUAUGCUGUACUUUCAUCCCCAUAACUAAUUUAUAUUAUAGUUGGGAUUUUGUGCUUUCUCCUUCACCUAUUUUACCCACCCACCUCCCCCCUUUCCCUCCCUGAUGAAAACUACCAGUCUCUUCUGUAUGUCUAUGAGUCUAUUUCUGUCUUGUUCAUUUUUAUUUUUAGAGUCCACAGAUAAGUGAAAUCAUAGGGUCUUUCUCUGCCUGGUUUUUAUUUCACUUAGCAUAAUACCAUCUAGGUCCAUCCAUAUUGUUGCAAAUGGCAGGAUUUCAUUCUUCUUUUAUGGCUAAGUGAUAUUCCAUUGUAUAUAUGUACCAAAUCUUCUUUACCCUUUCAUCUUGAUGGACACUUAGGUUACUUCCAUAUCUUGGUUAUUAAAUCUUACUCUGAAUAUGCAAGCUAAGAUGCUAGCAGUCAACAUGUAAUUUUCUUGAGUUCUCAGUGGACCAGUGCUUGAACUUAACAAGUAGAAGACCUCAGAAAUUUAGUUGGCCCCUAAUGCAUAAGCUUAUGUGGGCACCUUCUCUUAAGGGUAGAAUGAGGCAGUUUGGACAUGUCAUAGAUAUGAGGAAUUCUUCAUUAUUCUAUGUAGUAUGGCUUCUAACUAGAGAGCAAAGCUAAAUCAGAAGCCUGCAUUUAACUAUGGGAACAUGGAGGGAUUUAGUGUUCUAAUGGCUGAUUCACAGAACAACUAAGACACUUAGAGCAUGACAUAGGAUGACUUGCGUUUCUAGCUGCUACCUUUCCAUAAUGGGCUUAGCAGUUUUUUCAUAAGAUGUGUUCUUUUGGGUCGGAGAAUAGCAAUUUAUUUUCUUGGUUGUAGACUUUAUUUGUAAAUCUAUUUAGCUCUCCUUUAGACAGGUACUUUUUUGCACAUGUGCACCUACUUGGAUUCUCACCUAUUUAUGCACACAAGUAUGAAGGCUUUUCAGGGAGUUGAGUGUCUGGGACAGGCUGAUUCUGAGCUAAACACGGCUCCUUUAAGGUAAUAGAACCUUAUGCCUUCUAUAAAUUGCACGUUGAGGAACUCUUAAUAGACAAAGAAUAGGAGCCAGGCAGAAAACACUCAUUGUAAAUAAAAGUUACUUAUAAAGAUAGGAAUUUCUUAUUCCACAUUUUUUCUUUAUCAUAGAAUUUAAAUAAUUAUUCAUUUUGUAUUUAAAGACUACCUACACAUAGAUAAAUAAUUUUAAAAGAAUAUUUUCUCCAUCCCAAUAUUAACCAAGUCAAUAAUACUAGGACAAAUGGGUUCUUGGAAUGAUAGCAAUUACAAAGCAUUACCAAGUUGGUCCCUUCUGUCCCAGCUAUGUCCAGUGUUUGUGGUUAUAUAUUCGUAUUUAUUUCAGUUUCCCUGUCAAAUUUUAAAAUAAGCCCUGUGAGGACAAAGCCAAUUUUUUAGUCUUGAAUUGGUAAUGAAAAUAUUUUGAAACUGAUUCUAAUUUUGAAAUUGAUCCUAAAUAUCAUCCAUUUCUAUUGUCUGAAACAUCUCUCUUACAAAGUUGUUUCAUAAUCUGUCCCAAUGAUUAAGAUGUAAAAUUCAAGAAAUAGUCAUGCUCCUCAAAAGGGAAUUAAGACUUUACUGAAUUUUACUCAGUUUGAAUAUUUAGUCAGAAAUUCCUAAGGGCACAACUUUGUGGGGGUUUGUGUGUGUAUGUAUAGGAGGGGGUAAUACAUAUUGGGUGUGAAGGCAGGUUAUUCAGUGUAUUAAUCUGUUGCUCUUCGGUGACUUAAGACAGUGCUGUUAUUUGAUUUAAAUGAAGAUGACUAAAAUGGAGAUUUAAUUACCUUUCUGAAAAUGAGUGGUCAUUUUUAGGGUAUAAAUAAAAUUUUUCUUAAUAUAUGCAAAACAGUGCAUUGCUUUCUGUGACAGAAGACCUCAUUAUCUGAACGCUGUAACCUUCAGCACAGGUUUCUCUGAUUUGCUGGACAGGCACAUGGCUAAUUAUAGAAAACAGGACUAGAAGGGAAGGGACUCCAACAAAGGAAAUCCUUUUCCAGGAAUUGGGAAAUUUCUUGCUUUAAAUGAAAUUCAAGCUGAUGAGCAUCAUUGCAGAAUGUGGGUCAUCCCUGCCAUCAUUGCUUCUUACUCGCUGCUCCUACUUCUGAGACUGAAACUCUGUUGUCAUAUUCUUUAGCAAUAGGAAAGGUAAAGACUAGAUUUAAUCAUGGUUACAAUUAUACAAACUCAAUCAAUAUGAAUAUAAUUGAAUGUACAGUGUAUUCUUAAAAGUCAAUCACUAAUCAUCAAGUCUUUGCCUCCUAAUGCUUCCUAAGAGGCUCAUUGCAUAGGUUGAUUUGGAUCUUUGCAUUGUGGUGGGGGUUUUCUGUUGUUGGACAAGUUGGGGUUGGUCACAGGACAUGGGACUGGUAAACAUUUUACUGUUUAUUGUAUUUGUCUUUUUAUAAAAUACACCCCAAAAUGUGAUUGGAAGGCUAGCAAGCCUGUAUUUGAAGAUUUCAUUGUGUACUUUAUAUAAUCUAACUACUUACUAUAUCGGGGUUUAACUGUUUAUUCAUGAAAAUGAAAAUCUCCAGUCAUUUCAAUUUCUUGGGUAACAUCAAGUCAUUGGAAUGCAUGAAGCUUACCAGGAUAUGAUCAGAUGUCCAUUGCAUGCAGCUGUUUUAUUCCAGAGUAAAAUACUGAAAUUGUGAUUCUUAAUUACCUGUUAAUUUAUGAGACAGAUUAGAUAGAAAUAAAUGUGUGAAUGUUAAUCCAUAUAUGUAAAUUAGAAAUACUUUUCUCCAUUCUGUGGGCUUUUAUUAAAAAUAAUUUCUAGGAAUUGACUUAGGCCAUAGGAUGGCCAAAUAAUAAUAAUAAUAAUAAUAAUAAUAAUACUGAUAAUAGCUAACAUUUAUUGGGCACUUACUGUGUGCCAGGCAUUAUUAUAUUUUUAAGAAUUUUUUUAUAACAGCUUUAUUUAGAUACACCUUACCAUAAAAUUCACCCUUUUAAAGUGACAUACAAUUCAGUGAUUUUUUUUUCAGUAUAUUCAUGUAAUUGUGCGGCUGUCACUGCUUUCUCAUUUUAAAACAUUUCAUCACUCCACAAAGAACCCCAUAUCCAUUAGCGGUUCACUCCCUUUCCCCCAUCUCCCCAGUCCCUGGCAACCACCAGUCUGCUUUCUAUCUCUCUUGGUUUGGACAGGCACUAUUCUUAAGUGCUUUUCAUGUGUCUCCUCAACAUAAGUCCUCAGCAUAAAGUGCUGAAAUUCUCACUUUACAUGUAGAAAAUCAAGGCACAGAAAACUCAAGUAAAUCGCCCAAAGUCUCACAGUAUAUUGAUUUAAAAUAUGAAAAUGCGUUAGAUGAGAGCACAGUAGGGCACAGUUUGUACUGCAUUGUUAGGCACAUUAAAUGAACACACCAUCUACCCAGGGAAUGUUCUUUUGUUAUUAGCCAUUACACUCAACAACUCUUUGUAGAUAACUCUUUUUCUGAAUAAUAGAACAUUGCAUUAGCAUCAUCUGAGAAAAACACAAGAGCAGUUGUACAUUGGGAAGAAUUGGGUUUGCUGCCCUCACUCCUCCUUGAACCCCUCUUCUCUCCCUUCCCUUCCCACCACCACCACACAUACCCCUUUUCUCAAAGUCUUAAGAUCAAACAACUUCUUCCUCUGUCAUUUUAACUCUCCCAGAGGGAUAGUUAAUGCGUCAAAUUUAACUUGUCUAUUCAGGUGUUUAUACAGUCAAGGGAUGCAUCUGGUUGCUGAUAGUACCAGCUAUAUUUCUAAGACCUCAGAGAGCAGUAGUGUGAGAGUAGAAUGCUUUUUAUGUGGGUUAUACUAAGUGAGAGGAAGAAAUUACGGAGUAAAGGCUUUGCCUUAAUGAAGUCAGUGUUCCAGCCUGGUAGGAAGUGGCCACACACUGCUCUUGUUCACUCUGUUCUCUUUCAUUCAGAACCUUUGUACUCUGUGCUAUCAUUGAUGGUAAUUUCUUGGUCCUCUUCAAUAUUCCAUUUUAAUCCUGAUAUUUUCCAUAAAUAAUGAACCUGUGAAAAGAAUAAACCUGUAGAAUGAUUUGCAAAUGUUAAAUGUGCAAAUAAAACAUACUGGAAAAGGA
Manis javanica (Malayan pangolin) is the source of this 5751-nucleotide messenger RNA. It is a transcript of the gene YIPF6, whose product is annotated as Yip1 domain family member 6. Gene Ontology annotation, biological process: endoplasmic reticulum to Golgi vesicle-mediated transport. Gene Ontology annotation, cellular component: membrane; trans-Golgi network. Lineage: Eukaryota; Metazoa; Chordata; Mammalia; Pholidota; Manidae. The record is from RefSeq and is a predicted model, not a curated record.